This is a messenger RNA of Octopus sinensis (East Asian common octopus), 4532 nucleotides long. RefSeq lists its product as uncharacterized. The coding region runs from base 581 to 3235 and encodes 884 amino acids. NCBI's taxonomy places the organism in Eukaryota, Metazoa, Mollusca, Cephalopoda, Octopoda, Octopodidae. The record is from RefSeq and is a predicted model, not a curated record. The transcript has 7 exons.
UUGUAAAUGGAGUAAUGUAUGUUGACAGGAAGAGGAGGGGGACUUGUCCUUUACUUCCCGUCUUCUUCUCACCUGUUGGACAUCGGUCACAGGUGAAUAUAUACUAAUGACAAACUGUUGUAUUUCAUAAACGUCGUCCUCGUCCUGAACAGAAAGUUUGUAUAGAUAUUAUUUAAAAAAACAGAAGAUAAAGCAAGACAAGACUGUUAACAUUUAAAGAAGUUUCAACAUCUACUUUUUCGGAGGACUGUCUUCUAAAACUGAUUGAUUUAGAAUGAAACCUAUUUUAUCACCUGCCACUCGAUUAGUAGGUCAUCAUUACUCACCUAUUGAAGGCGGUUUGUGACAUUGUUGUUGCUGCUUUUUUUUUUCUCUUUUUUUUUCACUAUAUUCUUUUCUUUGUUAUAUUUUUUUAAUAACCAGAAGCCAUUUUGAACUGGUUUCAGGUAUUUCAAGGUGUGUACUGCGAAGGUGUUCUACAUUUUUGAUGUAGUUACUAACUGUAAAACGUUUAACGGGAUUAUUAUUGUAUUGUAAAAGAAAAUUAGUUACAAAAGAAGAGGAGAAAAAGGCGGAAAAAAUGAAGAGAAGGCCGAGUUGUAUCGGCUUCCCCAGCUCGGCAUUUGUGGUAUUUGUUUGUAUUUUAAUAUUUUCAUUUUCUUGGAGUGAUUCUUCAAGUAAUGGAAAACCUUUCGAACUUUCUUCAAAAGACAAUUUUGAUGAAAUAAUGGAUAAGUUUACAUCGGUAACUGGAGAAAAUUGUCGUUCGAAACACUACACAGAUCUUCGUUUGGAUACAGAACUAAAAAAAGGUGUUAUAUCCCAAGUACCUCGUUAUAAUAAAUUCUUGUCGACUGUUUAUUACACAAAUAGAUCUUCUCUGUUGCACGCUCACAACUUGGCCCUUAAUAGGGCAUUUUACUACAGUUAUAUCUAUCAGGAACUUAACAAGAGCGAGGCCUUAGGUAGACAACCAGGUUUUGAAUAUAUCUACUUCUCUUUGGCCGCUGAUGUUUCCGCUGGAAUUAGUAUGAUAAAUGGUAGUGGACUGUUCUUUGACAACAACUGUUCAUAUCCUAAUUGGUACACGACGAUGAAAAUCAACGGUACUUUACCCCUUUUUGGCCCCAAAGCCUGGAGAGUGGAUGACUACAACGAACCCACAAAUUGGUUGCGGGAACCUACAAACAAUACGAUUGACAUUCACGAUUUUGGAGCCGGUCGAAGUCGUAAUUAUACCAACUCUGCCUACAAACACAGCCCUUGGUACUCUAAAUGGUUACCUGAUCUCAACAGUAAUUUAGAUACACUGAGGAAAUAUACCUACAAUAUUGGUAUUCGACGGUCAGAAAAGACAGGUGAAUUUCUUACCGACACUUUCCAAGUAUCCUCUUUCUUUGGCCCACCUCAACCGGGUACUAAAGAAAUGACGAUCCUUCCUGUUGUCUUCACUGAUCCUUAUUUUGAUUGUGGACGAUCAAAUAAAUGGAUUGUUAGUGCAACAUCUCCUGUUGUUGAGUUUAUGCCUCGAUAUUCGAAUUUUACUCAUUUAAGAAGACCUCAAUUUGUGGCUGUUACGACUGUUGAUUUGGAAUUUGAACGUAUUGAUUUUAACCCAUGUCCAAUAGCUGACGGAAAUCCCUCACCAAACUAUUUUGCUAACACAGCUCGAUGCAAACCCACCACUUUAUGUGAACCUUUGAGUGGUUUUGGUUUCCGACGUGGUGGUUACAUGUGUGCAUGCCUACCUGGAUACAAAUAUCCCUGGUGGCAUGAUGGACCAUUCCUUGGAGUAGAAAUAGAAGCUGCUACAAAAGAAGAAUAUGAAACUGGCUUUGAUUGUCUCAAAGUUGAUUUUUCUCAGGUAAUCCCAAAGAAGAACCCAACUAUUAUUGAGAAUAUGAAGAAACGGUCUAUAUCAUCUUAUAGUUCUGAGAAAGACGAAUUUCUGAAACUUAUAUUUCCUCAGUCCCACAGGAGUCUCAGAUGGCUGCAAUCAAAUAAAAAAUACACUUCAAAAGAUUUCAUUCCAUUACGGACCAGUAGAUAUAGGCGGCAUGUUCCAAAAGAAGACCUUCUUUCUCGUAAGAAACGUGAUCUCUUUGAUAAUGUCAUGUGGAUGAGAAUGCGAGAAAUCCUUGAACGUAAAGAAAACACCAACAAAGACAACUGCGGAAGCCGCACAGCAAACCAAUUGCUUCUUCCAGGAGAUGCUGGGUUCGGUGCUGAGAAGCAGUUUGAAUCACAAGGACGUACUGCACUGAGGCUGGCUCACUUUCUCAGUAAUUUUCUUCAAAAUGUUGAUGAGUAUGAAGAAUUUGGUAUUCUUCGAGGUGAUCGACGCUUACAUGAUACCCAGAUGUAUGGAGAGGUUAUUGCUACUGUCAUGGGUGACUUCAAGAUCGUUGGUGCUGGUGUAUUCUUUGACCAAUACAAAUACCGGAUAUCACCCGGAAAUAACACUGACCCACGCUAUGUUAAUGAAGUAACACGAGAAUAUUUUGGUCCGUUUGCUUGGAAAACUGGUGACAAAACAACUGCCAGAGUAAUUGAUUUUGCAGGUUUCAAGCAGCGUUACACAAAUAAGCGCUGGUUUACUGACAUGAAAUCUCGUUGGGCAACUAAUUAUCAAUCACUGGAAAAAUUUAUAACUCGUCCAAUGAUUCGGUCAGAUAUCAAUGGAUCCAGCUUGAUUAGAUUUGAGUAUUAUCCACUCACAUACCAUGCACCAAAAUAUGAAGAUGGAGAAUGGUUACGUCCUGUCUUUAAGUGUGAUGGCAGAGUUGAUGCUUGGGUCCUCACUUAUGUUGUUCCAUUCUUUGGAAUGAAUACAUUGAAGACUCAAAUUGAGUUUAAGGGAGUUGUCACAGUUGAUGUUGACAUCAAACAUUUGGAUGUAGACCAGUGCCCUGCUGAUUUUUAUGUUGCCAACGCCUUCAAGAACACUGCUCGUUGUGACUAUGAGAGCACAUAUUGUGUUCCAUUGCAAUCCCAUUUGAAAUUCCAAGAAGGUUCCUACAAAUGUGAAUGUAAGCAGGGCUAUGAAUACCCAUUUAAGGACCUGCAGUGGUAUUACAACGGUCAGACAAUGGUUGAUGAAUACAAGAAAAAGAUGAACAAUGAGCCAAACAGGUAUGAUACAUUGAAAUGCCGAAUUGGUGGUGCUGCUUCUUCCAGAAUAAGUUGGAUUCUUGUAAUUUUAACCAUUUUGUACAUAAAAAUGUUUCAACUGUAGAUCUAAGCUAUAUUUUUUUCCAAAGAAUAUUUUUGUAUAAUCUGUUGCUUAGUAAAUUUGUAGUAUGAUUCUUUCUAUUUUAUUUCUCAUUUGAAGAAAUACCUAUCAAACACAAACAUAGAUUUAACAAGAUUCUUUAAAUAUUCUAUUUUGUAAUAAUUUUUGAAAUUUUUUAAAAAUCCCAAACAUCUAAAAUAGCCAGGAAUCUAAGUCUUUUUUCUUCCCUCAGCUAUAUUGUUUGUCCAUAUAUAUAUACACACACACACACGUCACUUUUUAAUUCAUUUUUUUUUGUUCUUUUUGCCUCCAUCCUUUUGAAUAUAUUCUCUAGAUCAUGUCUAUUUUAAGACAAGAUAAAAUGUUUCCUUCAAAUAUUUUCACAAAAAAAUAGUAAAACCUCACACACCCCACCACUCAACCACCAUAGUUUUAAGUCUUAUUUUGUAUUUGAAAUACUUUAGUUCUCAUUAGGUUAUAUCGUUUGUUUUUUGUUUUUUUUUAAUCUUCCAGAUUAAAAAAUAAUUUUUUUCUUUUAAUAAAUGCAGAUUUUAACUUCCAAUCAAUGAAACAAAAACAAGCAAAAAAGUUGCAAAUAUUCUUUAGACAAAGUCAAAAGUGAAAUGUAUAAUAUAUUAUACUAUAUUCAUAGUUUUUUGGUUUUUUUCAACACCCAUUAUUUUCCUUUUAACCAUUCCAACGAAAUUCUAUUUUCCUUGGCCAGUUAUUGUAAGGGAGAUAAUCAUUACUAGCUAAAUGGUGAGAUGAGUUGAAUUUUAAUCAAAGAACAAGGCAGAAGAAGGUACGGAGAAUAUAUUUAAUGGCGGGAUUUGUGUCUUGGGACCAAGGGAAAGGAUACUUUCAUGUAAGUUGGUAUUGAAAAUGCUAAGUAAAUAUCUCAGGAUGUCUUGCUUAUUGUUUACUAUCAUCAUUUAACGUCUGUUGUCUAUGCUGCCAUGGGCUGGACGGUUUGACUGGGCUGGCACGCUGGAAGCAUGGACAACAGACAUUAAAUGAUGAUGAAGACGAUAAACAAUAAACAAAACAACCUGAGAUAUUUACUUAGCACUUUUGAUACCAACUUAAAUGAAAGUAUACUUUCCCUUGAUUUUUAAAAAAAUCUUUUCUUGACAUAUUUCUUAGGAAAAGUAUUUUCAGUUAAUUUUGAAGGAAAGCAAAAAUGAAAAAAUAGGUUUGGAGAAUGGAAAUUUAACAAAAUGGCUUUUUCGUUAUUAAGCUGAUAUGAUUGAAAUAAUGCUUGAAAUUUUAACAGGAGGUUUUAAUUUUGAUAUAAACAUUU